GACACUAAUUUGGUUACACCGCGGUGCUAGCCGGCUAUAAUGCUAAAGCUAAACCACUUGUGCUGCUGGAAGCGAUAAAGGAGCUAAAAGUAAAAGCAUCCAUAAAAGCCGACAUAUCUCAUGUCUGAACGGACCCUGGCAGCAUGCAGGCGGAGUUUCGGGCUCCCCAGCGACGCUGCCGGGUGUACGAGGAGUAUGAGGCGCCUUUCCCUGUGUGCCGCAGCCCGGAGGAGAGGAGCUAUUUCCGAGCUGAGCUAGUCAGCCAACACGUCCUGGUUUGUGUGCCAGACCACAUCCACAAGAUUCACAAGCAGGGGUAUUUUGGUAAAGGUGUCCUGUCAAGAGCCAGACCGGACCACAGUGUUUCUGACCAGUGGGAGCAACAUGAAGAUUUGCUACUUCCUGUCCUCACACAGUCCAGGUAUGACCAGCUGCUCGGGUGGGCGGAGUUUACUCUCUUGGCCCAGGGGUUGGCUAAGGAGGCUGUCAAGCAAAUCCUGCUCCCACUGUCUCAGCCUGUGGAGAUGGAGGACGUGAGGAGGGAAACAGGAAGUAGGGAGAAUGGCGAGGGGCCAGAGGCAGACAGUCAAGCACCCCCCUGCGCCAAAAGGCUGCGGCCGACUUCAGACGUCACGUUGGAUGCCAAGACCAGCUGCAGGUCGGAAGACACACGGGUCUCCGCCCUCAGUCCUGACCCGCUUUGUGAACAUAGUCCUGACCAAGGAUCUGAUCUGGACUCUGACUUGGAUUUUGAGCCACUAGUUCCAGGUCCUGGUUUUGUACUUGUGCUGUCUGACGCUGAUGGUGACGCGGCGGCCCGCCAGGUCAGACGUAAUCCUUUCUGUCUAACGGAAUAUUUACAGCUCAGCCUGGAGGAGGCCUUCUUCCUGGUCUAUAGCCUGGGCUGUCUGUCUGUCCACGUGCAGCAGGAGCCCCUGUCAAUCAUCCAGCUGUGGAGGAAGCUGCGGUCGCUGCGACCUGAUUUCAUCAGCUCCUAUGCGGCCUAUCAUCACUUCCGCAGCAGGGGGUGGGUCCCCAAAGGAGGAAGUGGCGCCAAGUAUGGUGUUGACCUCUUGUUGUACAGAAAAGGACCCCCUUUCUACCACGCCAGUUAUUCUGUGGUGGUAGAAAAGGUUGAUGACGGUUUCAGCGGCUCGACGCGACGUCCAUUUACAUGGCGUUCUCUGGCAGCUCUCAGCCGCAUCACUGCUAAUGUCUCCAAGGAGCUGAUGAUGUGUUACAUCAUCUAUCCCGCUGACCUAACAGAGGCUGAGCUGGACUCACCUGCAUGUCUGAGCAAGCUGAAGGUUCAGGAGGUUAUUGUCAACAGGUGGGUUUCCUCCAAAGAACGAGCCGAGCAGGACGACAUUUGAUUGGCUGACAGCUGAGGGGCAUGUCUUCAUGGAAACAUAGUGAUGGAAUGUGUGUACAUUAAGUUCUAAUAAAUUGCCAACA
Molecule: messenger RNA, 1455 nt
Organism: Dunckerocampus dactyliophorus (ringed pipefish)
Lineage: Eukaryota; Metazoa; Chordata; Actinopteri; Syngnathiformes; Syngnathidae
Gene: tsen2
Product: TSEN2 tRNA splicing endonuclease subunit
Exons: 12
Coding region: 144-1373 (409 amino acids)
Biological process (GO): tRNA splicing, via endonucleolytic cleavage and ligation; tRNA-type intron splice site recognition and cleavage
Cellular component (GO): tRNA-intron endonuclease complex
Molecular function (GO): nucleic acid binding; tRNA-intron lyase activity
Source: RefSeq, a predicted model, not a curated record